GGUUGCUCACUCUUCGAGAGCUGCGGUUGGGGAUUCUCACAUUGAUGGUUGCAAGGGGAGUAGUUAGUGUUCCCAGAGAGCGAAACUGUGCUGGGCUAGGAAAGUGUUGGAUUAACCUUAGACUUUACAGGGGCACAAACAAGAGAGGGAACUUUUGAAACAGCCAAACGGGACCAGACUUUUUUUCCUCUUGGAUAGGAGAGCGGACUCAAGUUUUCAUCAUGCCGGUUUUUCACACAAAGACGAUAGAAAGUAUCCUAGAGCCGGUGGCUCAGCAGAUAUCCCAUCUGGUGAUAAUGCACGAAGAAGGUGAGGUGGACGGGAAAGCUAUCCCGGAUCUCACGGCUCCCGUGGCUGCGGUGCAGGCAGCUGUCAGCAACCUGGUUCGGGUGGGGAAAGACACUGUCCAGACCACAGAAGACCACAUAAUGAAGAGAGACAUGCCUCCAGCUUUCAUCAAGGUGGAGACUGCGUGCACCAAGCUGGUGCAGGCGGCGUCCAUGUUGAAAGCAGACCCUUACUCUGUCCCUGCUCGAGAUUACCUCAUCGACGGCUCCCGUGGAAUCCUCUCUGGCACCUCUGACCUGCUGCUCACCUUCGACGAGGCUGAGGUUCGUAAAAUCAUCCGUGUGUGUAAAGGUAUCCUGGAGUACCUGACCGUGGCAGAGGUGGUGGAAUCCAUGGAGGAUCUGAUCACGUACACCAAGAACCUGGGACCUGGGAUGACGAAGAUGGCCAAGAUGAUUGACGAGAGACAGCAGGAGCUGACCCAUCAAGAACACCGUGUGAUGCUCGUCAAGUCUAUGAACACUGUCAAGGAGUUGCUACCUGUCCUCAUCUCAGGUAUCAAGAUCUUUGUGACGACCAAGACGUCCGGCAGCCAGGGAGUAGAGGAGUCUCUGAAGAACAGGAACUUCACCUUCGAGAAGAUGAGCGCUGAGAUCAACGAGAUCAUCAGAGUGCUGCAGCUCACUUCCUGGGACGAAGACGCCUGGGCCAAUAAGAAGGAUACGGAGGCCAUGAAGAGAGCUCUGGCGCUCAUCGACUCUAAGAUGACCCAGGCCAAGAGCUGGCUGAGGGACCCCGACGCCCAACCAGGGGAUGCAGGGGAACAGGCCAUCCGUCAGAUCCUGGAUGAGGCUGGGAAGGUGGGAGAGCUGUGUGCUGGGAAGGAGCGGAGGGAUAUCCUGGGAACAUCCAAAACCCUGGGGCAAAUCACUGACCAGGUGUCUGAGAUGAGGGCCAGGGGUCAGGGGGCAUCUCCUGCAGCCAAGCAGAAGGCCCAGCAGGUCUCCCAGGGCCUGGAUGUUCUCGCGGGGAAAGUGGAGAAUGCAGGCCGGAAACUGGAGGCCAUGACCAACUCCAAACAGGUCAUCGCCAAGAAGAUUGACGCUGCUCAGAACUGGCUGGCAGACCCUAACGGUGGUCCUGAGGGAGAGGAAAACAUUAGAGCUCUCCUGUCUGAGGCCAAGAAGAUCGCUGACAUGUGUGAAGACCCCAAGGAGAGAGAUGACAUCCUGAGGUCCAUCGGAGAGAUGGCUGCUCUCACCGCCAAGCUCUCUGAGCUCCGGAGACAGGGUAAAGGUGAUACUCCGGAGGCCAGGGCAUUGGCGAAGCAGAUAGCCACAGCCCUACAGAACCUGCAGUCUAAGACCAGCAAGGCUGUCGCCAACAGCAGGCCUGCCAAGGCUGCUGUCCACCUGGAGGGGAAGAUAGAGCAGGCCCAGAGCUGGAUGGAGAACCCCACCAUGGAUGACGGGGGAGUGGGCCAGGCAGCUAUCCGGGGGCUGGUGGCGGAGGGCCGUCGUCUGGCUAAUGCUCUGCCAGGUCCCUACAGACAGGAGCUGGUAGGGAAGUGUGAGCAGGUGGAACAGCUGAUGGCCCAGCUAGCCGACCUGGCCGCCAGGGGCGAUGGGGAGUCCCCGCAGGCGCGUGCCGUGGCUCAACAUCUCCAGGAGAGCCUGAAAAACCUCAAAGGAACGAUGCAGGAAGCGAUGACACAGGAGGUGUCAGACAUCUUUAGCGACACGACCACUCCCAUCAAACUGCUGGCUGUGGCCGCCACCGCCCCACCCAAUGCCCCCAACAGGGACCAGGUGUUUGAUGAGAGGGCGGCCAACUUUGAGAACCAUGCCAACAAGCUGGCUGCCACGGCAGAAAAGGCUGCCGCUGUAGGAACCGCUAACAAGAGCACUGUGGAGGGGAUCCAAGCUGCCGUCAAAUCUACAAGAGAUAUUACACCACAGGUGGUCUCUGCUGCCCGUAUCAUGCUGAGAAACCCAGGCAACCAGGCUGCGUUGGAACACUUUGAGACCAUGAACAACCAGUGGAUUGACAACGUGGAGAAAAUGACAGGUUUGGUGGACGAGGCUAUAGACACCAAGUCUCUGUUGGAUGCCUCUGAGGAGGCCAUUAAGAAAGACCUGGAGAAAUGUCGCGCUGCCAUGGCUAACCACCAGCCCCAGAUGUUAGUGGUAGGGGCCACCAGCAUCGCCCGUCGGGCCAACCGGAUCCUCCUGGUAGCCAAACGGGAGGUGGAGAACUCUGAGGAUCCUAGAUUCAGGGAGAUAGUGAAGGCAGCGUCUGAUGAGCUGAGCCGGACCAUAUCUCCCAUGGUGAUGAACGCCAAGGCUGUGGCUGGGAACAUCACCGAUCCAAGUCUGCAGAAGGGCUUCCUGGAUUCAGGCCAUAGGAUCCUGGGGGCCGUUGCCAAGGUGAGAGAUGCGUUCCAGCCACAGGAACCAGACUUCCCCCCACCACCACCUGAUCUGGACCAGCUGCACGUCAGCGACGAGCCCGCCCCACCAAAACCACCUCUCCCCGAGGGUGAGGUUCCUCCCCCCAGACCACCUCCCCCAGAGGAGAAGGACGAGGACUUCCCAGAGCAAGAGGUGGGAGAGAUGGUGAGCGAGCCCAUGAUGAUGGCCGCCAGACAGCUCCACGAGGAGGCCCGCAAGUGGUCCAGCAAGGGUAACGACAUCAUCGGUGCAGCCAAGAGAAUGGCCCUGCUCAUGGCUGAGAUGUCCCGUCUGGUGCGCGGUGCCGGUGGGAACAAGCGUGCCCUCAUUCAGUGUGCCAAAGACAUCGCAAAAGCCUCAGACGAGGUCACAAAGUUGGCCAAGGAGGUGGCCAAGCAGUGCACAGACAAACGCAUCCGGACCAACCUGCUCCAGGUGUGUGAGCGCAUCCCUACCAUCAGCACACAGCUGAAGAUCCUCUCCACAGUCAAGGCCACCAUGUUGGGUCGUACCAACAUCAGCGAGGAGGAGUCCGAGCAGGCCACAGAGAUGUUGGUUCACAAUGCCCAGAACCUGAUGCAGUCUGUGAAGGAGACGGUUAGAGAGGCCGAGGCUGCCUCCAUCAAGAUCCGGACGGAUGCCGGUUUCACCCUGCACUGGAUCCGAAAGACCCCCUGGUACCAGUAAGAAGAGACGGGCCCGACUGUUUGUUAAUUUUGCGUUCCGCAAAUGCCACUCUAUUCCCUAUGUAGUGCACUACUUCUGACCAGGAUCCGUACGUCUCUGGCUAAAGGUGGUGCAGUAUACUGUGUGAGGAAUGUGGUGCCAUUGGGGACACAGUUAUUCUGUUCCUCUGCCCAAAGCCCAGCCUGGUCAGAAGAAGAAAACAGCCAGACUCUCUGAGCAGUAGAUUUAAUGAACACAUACAUACUAAUUCCAAGCUACAAUGAGUGAAAAUGGCCACUUUUAAAAAGCCUGCCUGGUUAGGGUGAAAACCUUGAGUUAAUACUGAAAACACUAUUUAUCAGUCGAUGUCAAUCCCAUAUGUGUCUGUAAACAGUGACAGUUUUGUUCAAAUAUAAAGUAGAGGACUAUCCAAUGCAACUACAUGGUUCAGAAUGAUUCUUACUUGCAAUUUUUUUUUCUAAUUGUAUGUGAAAAAAAAAGAUGAAAAAAAAAAUAUAUAUAAAAAUAAAAAAAAUAAAUGAAAUGUGUUUUAAGAUCUUAUAUAUGAAAUCCCAGGUAUAUAUUUUUUGGAUUAGAGGUUUCUUUUCGUAUAGAGUAAGGUUAAAGGUGUACUAGUCUCAGUUAAACAAUGGUGAGAAGAGGGCCUUGAAGUAAAAAUUUGAAUAUUUUUUUUCCUUAGAAGGCCUUUUUUUUAUUUUUUAUAUAUAUAUCUUUAUACUGGUUCUUAAUUUCACUAUCUGCCACGUGUAGUCGUUCACCUUCGCUAGGACAAAGCACAUCUGCUCCAACUCAAUGGGAGUGAGUUCAAGAAUAUCAUAAUACUCCGUUCUACACAAAUAUAAUAGACUAUUCAGUGGUAUUACACUAUGUUAUAGAAACUAAAAAAAAAGAAACACUGUUCCUUGUUCUACAUUUUUAUUAAAUGGUGUGAUGGUUUUUGGUAGCUAUUUUUUUUAUUUUUAUUUUGUCAGUACUGCCAAAGAGUUUAUUCUAGCCUGGUCCCAGAUCUGUUUGUGGUCUUUGCAUCUACUUCAUUGUGCCAUGACAAUGAGUGACAGGGAGUCGGUGUGAUAGCACUAAACAGCCUGGCACUCAUGCUAGGUUUGUUCCACCAUUAACUUUUUCUGUCUUGGGGUUUUAUUAUAUCUGCAAUAUUGGAAAACCGUCAUGAUGAGCUCUUCAGACACAUUGGUUAGAGAAUGUCUUUAUUCACUUAGACCGUUCGCAAAUAUCUGUAAAGAUACUGGCAUUCAGCUCUAUAUACGUUUCUGGCUUGAUUGUUUUUGCUCACAUUGUUGCAUUGAGAUUACAUGUAGGCCUUAGGUCUGGUGAUCUCUACUUUGUACUUCUCAGUGAAACUAUAGCAAGCCAGUCUCCAUGUUUUUGCCUGACUAGAGGCCAGCUAUAGUGUAAUGUUUAAACUGUGUCUUGACCUAAUGUGGUGAAGGAUUAAUGAAUGAUGUAUCAAAUGCUUUGAAGAUAGAGUCUGGAGUGAUAGUCUGGGGGGGGAUAAAGAGUCUGGGUCUGGAGGAUGAAGAGGGAACAUAUUUAAGUCUAGUACUGGACAAAAAUGCAAGUGUUUUUUUUGGGGGGGGGGGGGGGGGGGGCUCUAGGACUAGGUUUAAUCCGGGAGACCACCAAUGUGUAAGUUUAAUACAUCACAUGAAACUGGUGAUGAGAUGUCAGCCUUCUCUUCCUCUCAUAUCUUCAAACUAAACAUUACACAGCUGGUACAAACGGUUGACGUUUUGAAAUGUUUUCUCUUGUGUCUGAAUAAUCCCAGAGCAGUUUGAAUGUGUACGAUUAUUGAGACCCUACAAAACCAUCUGAUGUGCCCUGUAAUAAAAAGACUGAUUGCAAAAAA
Molecule: messenger RNA, 5289 nt
Organism: Oncorhynchus mykiss (rainbow trout)
Lineage: Eukaryota; Metazoa; Chordata; Actinopteri; Salmoniformes; Salmonidae
Source: RefSeq, a predicted model, not a curated record